Messenger RNA from Aspergillus mulundensis, 1575 nucleotides. It is a transcript of the gene nop12, whose product is annotated as rRNA-processing protein NOP12. Lineage: Eukaryota; Fungi; Ascomycota; Eurotiomycetes; Eurotiales; Aspergillaceae. Gene Ontology annotation, molecular function: RNA binding. Bases 1 to 1575 code for a protein of 524 amino acids. The record is from RefSeq and is a predicted model, not a curated record. The transcript has 2 exons.
AUGGGCAAAAAAUCCAAGACACAAAAGGAGGCUCCUGCUGCAGAGAGCGCAGGUUCCUCGUUGCCUUUCUUGGGCGGAAAAGCCUCCGUGGAUCCUUCAUUGGCUUCAUUGUUUGAGCAGAGUGCAGGGCCAGUGAAGGUUCCGGAAGUACCUCGUCUGGGCGCUGCGCCGAAGACGAAGAAACCUAAGCUUGAGAACGACGAGGAUGAAGAGGAACUGUCGGGCCCCGGCGACGACUCUGCUGCCGAAGAUGAACCCAUGGAGGAUACGCCACAGUCGCCCGAUGCUGCGCCUGAAGACGGCCCAGCGGUCUCAGAGCCACCAAGUCGGAAACGAAAGCGAGCCACCGGAGACGAUCUUGAAGACUCGUACAUGCGUCGCCUAGCAAAGGAGGAGCAGAAGGAGCAGAAGAAGCGCCGAGCAGAACUACCAGCUUCCCCAGAAGCAGAAAGUGAAGACGAUGAAAAGGAAAGUGUGCAGUCUGAAGAAGACGAGUCAGAGGAGGAGGAAGACGUGGAAGUUCCCAAACACGAAGCUAUGGCCAGUGAAGGCGGCGACGACGACGAAAUCGCCAAGUCUAACCGGACUAUAUUCCUAAGCAACGUCUCCACAAAAGCAAUCACAUCAAAGUCGGCGAAGAAAGAGUUGAUGAAGCACCUUUCUUCAUUCCUCUCGACGCUUCCCGAGUCCACAGGUCCUCACAAGAUCGAAUCCGUACGCUUCCGAUCUACUGCUUUUGCUAGCGGCGGCAAGAUACCUAAGCGCGCUGCAUUCGCCAAGCAGGAGAUUCAUGAUGAUACCACGCCCAGCACCAAUGCCUACGCCGUCUACAGCACCGCUCAGGCUGCGAAAAAGGCCCCCGCGGCACUGAACGGGACCAUGAUUUUAGACCGACACCUGCGUGUCGACAACGUGGCGCAUCCCUCGAAAGUCGAUCAUAAGCGCUGCGUAUUCGUCGGCAACCUCGACUUCAUUGAUAACGAAAAGGGCACUGAAGAGGGAGAGAAAAAGAAAAAGAACCGAGCCCCGGCUGAUGUGGAGGAAGGCCUUUGGCGCACAUUCAAUGCUCACACCAAAGGAACACAAAGUGGCCCUGCCGGUCGAGGCAAUGUUGAGUCUGUACGUGUAGUCCGUGACCGGUCCACUCGUGUUGGAAAGGGUUUCGCGUACGUGCAAUUCUACGACCAAAACUGUGUCGAGGAAGCUCUUUUGCUCAACGACAAGAGGUUCCCUCCAAUGCUACCACGAAAGCUUCGUGUUGUGAGAGCGAAGAAGGUUACCAAGAAGCCUAGUGAGAACCAAGGUGCAUCCAAAGGUACAGACAGGACACUGCAAGGUCGCGCUGGAAAGUUACUCGGCCGGUCAAGUGAGGCCAGGUUGAAGGCAGCGGAUAGGAAGUCGAUCUCGCAAAACUCGCUAGUAUUUGAGGGUAACCGCGCAACGGCCGAUGGAUCAUCUCGCAUUCGAGUGCGGGGGAAGAGUCGCGGCUCCAAGGUUAAGAAGGAUGGUCGAAGCAAGAAGCGUGCUGCGGCCUAUAAAGCUGCUGGAGGGAAAAGAUCAGAGAUAGGAAAGUAG